UGUGGACAGUUAAAAAGAAACUGGAAUGGUCACAAACAAACAAGGUGACGCUUGAACGUGCUACCAAAAGCGAAAUGAAGGGAGGAGCAGACAAGUCAUCGUUUAGAUAAUUUUAAAGAGCUGCACUCCCGCCUGGAGCCCUGAAGGGGGCAGUCUCACAUUGCUGGUGGUUUGGCGUUAAGGCAGCUGCCCGGGCUCCUUCGUAAUCUAGAGUGGAGCCUGGAGCGUGGAAUGGAGAGCCUCGAAUCUUUCCCAAUGGAACUGAGCAGCCUCGCGGCUGAUGGCACGGACGUCCUGGCCUUUCCAUGUGGGCGGCGUGCAGAAAUAAAAAAUAGAGAAGAUGUGAUGUGGUAUUUGAAAACUUCGCAGUUGGCCCUGGCUUUAGCUAUUAUCCGCUCAAAGCCACUAAAUCAAAGCAGCAAAGGAUAUACAGAGCACCUAGCCAAAAUAAUAUCUGGACAGGAUUCCAAAUGGAAAUCUAGAGUUGAUGCAUUAGAAGCUGAAGUUCUUCAUUUAAAACAGCAGCUCCUUUUGAGCAAAAUUUCUUCAGGAUUAUCUUUGGAAAAUAGGAUUCCAGUUGUCAUAGGCAAGACUCUGCUUAUCAACACAGAAGAUUGUUCCGGCCAUCUUGAAGAUUCUGGAUGUGAUGUCUCAAAUGACUUUAUAGGCGAUACACUAGAGAUCUUGUCUACUUCUAGCCAUAGUAAGGGUGAUUGCAACUGUUCUGCACCUCAUGUCAAUCCCCUCGGUGAAACAAUAUUGACUCCUUGUGCUGACAAGAGAAUUUCUUUGGUUGCUCACAUGCGGUUCCUACAAUGUUUCCUUGAACUAAAAAAUGUGACAGAGGCCAGAGGUCUGAGAGCAGAUGUUAAAAAACUUGGAAAUGAUUGCUCUACUAUAUCUGAUUCUGUCUUUCUAUUGCUUGAUGGCCUGGUCACUUUGUGUAGCCUUCCUGAACUUCCUUUUUCAGAUGUUAUGACUCGCGGAGUUUGCAUCCUAGCCCAAUUAUUAAGUGAUGCAGAUCUGUCUAGUCAGAUUCUGGGCAAGUGUUUCAGGAAACUGGAAGACACAAUGAAGAGACUUGUAGCAGUUGUCUUGAACUGCGGCCGUCUUAACAGGUUUCAGGUGCAGGACUCUGUAUCCCAUGCCCUUGUUUUGCUAGGACAAUGCAGUGUAUUAAAGAAAUCCACAGUAUCCCUGCUUUUUGGAGAACUUAGUCGAUUUGCUGAUGAGUUGCAGCAUGCCAGUGAGGUGUGUCUGGUGGAUCGCUGGGGGUCUCUGAGUCGAGCGUGGUUGGAUCUGGAUCUGCUGUCUCCUCCUCAAUUCCGCUGA
Messenger RNA from Hemicordylus capensis (graceful crag lizard), 1332 nucleotides. RefSeq names its product meiotic double-stranded break formation protein 4 (gene MEI4). Gene Ontology annotation, cellular component: lateral element. The coding region runs from base 232 to 1332 and encodes 366 amino acids. The record is from RefSeq and is a predicted model, not a curated record. Gene Ontology annotation, biological process: spermatogenesis; meiotic DNA double-strand break formation; homologous chromosome pairing at meiosis. The transcript is spliced from 6 exons. NCBI's taxonomy places the organism in Eukaryota, Metazoa, Chordata, Lepidosauria, Squamata, Cordylidae.